AAUAUUAGUGCUGAACACUGUACCUUUAAUUUAAAUGCCCUUGGAGUCUGCUGGGGAAGAGAAAUAAUACUAGUGUGGAGCCACAGUGUGUGGCGGUGGAGGCAGCAGCAAUGGGAGGCCAUACAGCACCCUAUGACAAAAAUGGAAACCACCAGCAGUGUGAGGAGACCUGAAAGUGGCACAUGGCAGAGUGUGGCGAUAGAGACAGCAGCAAUGGGAGGCCGUUACAGGGACCCAUGACACACUCUGGACCUGGCAGCAGCAUGAGGAGGCGGUACAGGGGCCCAUGGCAGAUUACGGGCCUGGCAGCAGCAUGAGGAGUCGUAGGGGGCCCA
Messenger RNA from Staurois parvus, 335 nucleotides. Lineage: Eukaryota; Metazoa; Chordata; Amphibia; Anura; Ranidae. The record is from the annotation of a GenBank genome assembly.